Morus notabilis is the source of this 1338-nucleotide messenger RNA. RefSeq names its product transcription factor bHLH81. Gene Ontology annotation, biological process: regulation of transcription by RNA polymerase II. NCBI's taxonomy places the organism in Eukaryota, Viridiplantae, Streptophyta, Magnoliopsida, Rosales, Moraceae. Gene Ontology annotation, cellular component: nucleus. Gene Ontology annotation, molecular function: RNA polymerase II cis-regulatory region sequence-specific DNA binding; DNA-binding transcription factor activity, RNA polymerase II-specific; protein dimerization activity. The transcript is spliced from 5 exons. Bases 145 to 918 code for a protein of 257 amino acids. The record is from RefSeq and is a predicted model, not a curated record.
CCAAAAACAAAAAGGAAAAGAAAAGAAACAUCUGAUUUUUGUUGCUCUCUCGAAGCUUCAAAAGCCGAAGAAGAAAGAACAAACAAAAAAAAAAAAACCCAAAACCUCGAAGAAACCGACUGGAACCGUCGGACUCUGAAGCAGAUGCAACCGGCACCUGGCGGUAGCAGCGGCGGCGGCGGAGGAGUGAGUCGAACAGGACUUUCCCGGUUCCGGUCGGCGCCGGCGACGUGGCUGGAGGCUCUACUGGAGGACGAAGAAGAGGAUCCAUUGAAGCCGAACCAGUGUUUGACGCAACUCCUCACCGAAAACUCUUCCUCUGCCGCCACUACCAGAAUCGCCUCCGUUAAUCCUUUCGGUACUACUUCUUCUCCGGCCGCCGCCGAUCUCAGCUCGUUCGACGCCGCCGGGUUUCUCCGGCAGAACAGCUCUCCGGCGGAUUUUCUGGGCGAUGGAUUGUUCUCCGGCUUUGAUGCUGGUCCGGCAAGCAGCGCCUUCGACUUGGCGGCGCCGGGGAAUUUGAGCUCCGGGAGUAAGCGCGCCAGGGAUGUCGAAGCUGCUCAGCAAUUCUCCUCUCCCAAGCUCUCCAAUCCGAUAAAAUUGGAGCAAGGUGGACAAGCUUCUGGUUUGAUAGAUAUGGAGAUGGAGAAGCUUUUGGAUGAUUCAGUGCCUUGUCGGGUUAGAGCCAAGCGUGGUUGUGCUACUCAUCCACGGAGCAUUGCGGAGAGGGUUCGAAGGACUCGGAUCAGUGACCGUAUAAGAAAACUUCAGGAGCUUGUGCCCAACAUGGAUAAGCAAACAAAUACUGCUGAUAUGCUAGAAGAAGCAGUGGAGUAUGUGAAAUACCUUCAGAGGCAGAUUCAGGAACUCUCAGAGCAUCAAAGCAGAUGCAAAUGCACAAGCACAAACGAAGAAUAACCAGCAGAAGGUACAGAAAAUGCCUUCAUACUGUUUCGUACUGGUGUGGUUAUUAGAUUCAUGAGAUUUCACUAGAGGUCCAUCAUGGUGGAUUUUAUAUCCACCUUGUACUGUAGACAUAUAUUUUCUUUGUUGCAUUCUUCUCCAACAUGACUGUUGGGAGUGCAGUAGAUAUAGUCCAUAUCCAUUUAUUUAGAUAUAGGGUUAAUUUCAUAAAUAUAUCUUCUAGUUUUACGUUUUUUUAUUUUUUGUUUUUUGUUUUUUGAAAUUAUAAAGGUAUUCUUUGGAUUUGAAAAACUUGUUUCAAUUUCAUCCCAAAUGCACUUUUGUGGACAAAGGAAAAAAAAAGUUGGGUGAAAAGACAAAGUUACCCUUAAAUAGUUUUUGAAAUAAAUUUUGAACUUUAAAAAAAAAAUAAAA